CUAAAAAGGACGCAAAACAAAAAUCGAGAAUUAAAUUCAUUCAUUUAUAUUAUUCAUUAGGGAAUCACAGAGAAAGGAAAAGAAAGAGAGUCAGAAGAAGAAAAAAGAAAAAAGAAAUCCAAAUCAUCGAUGGGUAAAGCAUGCGUGGUUUGGAUUUUGGCGUCGAUCGCCGCGUCGUGUUUGUGGGCGGCGGCGAUGGGGCAGAACACGACGACGAUAUACGAGGAGCUGCAGGCGCAGGGUCUUCCGGUGGGGCUUCUCCCGAAGGGCAUCGUCAAGUACUCGUUGAACGCUUCCAGUGGCGAGUUCGAGGUUUGGAUGAAGGAACCGUGCAACGCAAAGUUCGAGAACGAGGUUCACUACGAUUCCAACAUAAAGGGUAUCCUCGGAUACGGUCGGAUCGGGGAAUUAUCCGGUGUGUCGGCGCAGGAGCUCUUCCUGUGGUUCCCUGUUAAGGGUAUUCGUGUCGAUGUUCCCACCUCUGGUCUCAUUCAUUUCGAUGUUGGUGUUGCUGACAAGCAAUUCUCUUUGUCGCUCUUUGAGGAUCCUCCUGAUUGCAGCCCCCAGGUUAAUGUUGGUGGUGGUAAAGGUGAGCUUUGGGCUGCUUGGUGAUAGGAGGAGUGUUGCUGCAUUUCAAAUUACUAUUAUUAUACAGCUGAAUCGGCUCCUCUGUGUCUGUGGUUGGUCUUGUUUGAUAUAUACACACAUUCCUGCUGUACAGUACGGUCUGUCUCUUUUCUGCUUUGAUUGAAUCAAUAGCUUGACUGAGGGACAAAGGAUGACAAUUUUGGUGGUCGGCAAGCCUAUGGUUUUGGCAAAAUCUGCGUCAGACAGGGAUGUAGGGUGGUUAGGUUGGUUUUGCUAAUGUACCAAGGUUUUAUUAUCUGUAUUCUACUCUUUUUAUUUGUGCAUAUAAUUGUUUCAGCCUUGUCUUAGAUUCAAGUAUUUUAAAAUAAAAUAAAAAAACAUAAUAUGUUAGGUUGUUCUUCUAUUAUAUUAACUUUUUCCUACAAUCAUAUUGCGAGAA
Cajanus cajan (pigeon pea) is the source of this 1027-nucleotide messenger RNA. RefSeq lists its product as uncharacterized. NCBI's taxonomy places the organism in Eukaryota, Viridiplantae, Streptophyta, Magnoliopsida, Fabales, Fabaceae. The record is from RefSeq and is a predicted model, not a curated record.